Messenger RNA from Lytechinus pictus (painted urchin), 1802 nucleotides. Its product is annotated as b(0,+)-type amino acid transporter 1-like. Gene Ontology annotation, cellular component: membrane. The record is from RefSeq and is a predicted model, not a curated record. Gene Ontology annotation, molecular function: L-amino acid transmembrane transporter activity. The coding region runs from base 91 to 1593 and encodes 500 amino acids. Gene Ontology annotation, biological process: amino acid transmembrane transport. The transcript is spliced from 13 exons. Lineage: Eukaryota; Metazoa; Echinodermata; Echinoidea; Temnopleuroida; Toxopneustidae.
GAGUGCAGUUGAGCUGUUAGUAUCUGAAAGCAAACAACAGGAAUAUUCCAGAUUACUUUUCAAUCAACGUUCUACAUAUAUCUCAUUACCAUGGAGAUGAAAGAGAAGAAAGAACUAAACGGAGAUCCCGAGAAAACUGCUGACGAUGCCGUCAGCAAUGAGAAAGUUGGACUCAAGCAAGAGGUCGGUUUGUUGAGUGGUAUAGCACUGAUCGUUGGUUCUAUGAUUGGCUCAGGAAUCUUUGUAUCACCCAAAGGCAUCCUUCGUGAAACACAGAGCGUUGGAAUGAGUAUGAUCAUAUGGCUCCUCUGUGCUGUGCUUGCUAUGACAGGUGCUCUAUCAUAUGCUGAGCUUGGAACCCUGAUUCACAAGUCGGGAGCAGAGCAUGCCUACCUGAAUGAUAUUUGGGGUCCCAUGCCAGCGUUUAUCUUUGCUUGGACGUACACCAUAGUCAUCAAGCCAUCUAUCAUCUCCAUCGUAUCCCUCAUCACGGGAACGUACGUCGUCGAGUCGGUCAUGACCACCUGUGACGGGAAUGAACAAGUCUUCCUGAUGAAGCUAUUUGCUGCACUGUCAAUAGGUCUUAUAUGCUUUAUAAACUGCUACAGUGUCAAGUGGGCCAAUGCCGUCCAAGUUAUUUUCACGGCUGCAAAGUUAAUUGCACUGGUCAUCAUUGUCAUCAUUGGUUUUGUCAGACUUUUCCAAGACCUUCAGCGCACAGGACAUACAGGGUAUCUAGCAGCAAACACUGCAUUCAUUGGAUCAUCACCCAAAGCAUUCUCCUAUGGUAUAGCCUUCUAUCAGGGUCUAUGGGCUUACGAAAGCUGGAACCAUUUGAACUUUGUAUCUGAGGAACUUGUCAACCCAACAAGAAACCUGCCUCUUGCCAUCGCUAUCGGUAUUCCUCUAGUAGCUCUCUUCUAUCUCCUUGUCAACGUGGCAUACUUCACAGUGAUGUCACCUCAAGAGCUUCUGACCUCCAAUGCAGUAGCAGUGACAUUUGCUGAGCGUACGCUUGGACCUAUGGCCUUUAUCAUACCAAUAUUUGUGUGCUUCUCAACGUUCGGCUCUGCUAACGGCAAUCUAUUUGCAUCUGGAAGAUUACCAUAUGCUGCUGGAAAAGAAGGUCAUCUUCCUCAAGUACUGGCCUUCAUUCACAUGGAAAAGUACACCCCAAGCAUCUCACUUAUUACCACAAGUACCAUAGCAGUUCUGAUGUUAAUCCCUGGUGACUUUGAUACGCUAAUCAACUACUUCAGUUUUGCUACGUGGUUCUUCUACUUUGCUACAGUCUCUGGCUUACUAUAUUGGAGGUUUAAAUACCCUGAUUUAAAAAGACCCUUCAGGGUGCCUAUUAUUUGCCCUAUCAUCUUCGUCAUAGCGUCAGUUUACCUGGUAAUUGCGCCAAUCAUCAAUGAGCCUUUAAUAGAGUUCCUCUAUGCCUUCCUUUUCAUCAUUGCUGGAUUGAUUUUCUAUUUUCCCUUCAUCAAGUACAGAUACUCACCGAAGUUUAUGGAUGCCUUUACGCUGCGGGUGCAGAAGCUGUUCAAAGUCGUUCCUACUGCCAAGCGAUCAUCAUCAUUGGCAAAAUGAAACCAGCUGUCAGGUCAUCAUCAUGGAUACCACAGACUUCAAUGGAAUUUAUUUAAAGAUAAACUUCUAUCAAAGAUGGCAGUUGGAAAUGACUGUCUAUAAAAACACCAUUUAUAAUAUAAUACAUCUCAUCAGAUAUUAUGAUAUCAGCCAACAUGCAUGGUGUGCCCAAUUGUUGAAUUGUUUGUAAAUAAACUAAUAUACUCAUC